Messenger RNA from Megalopta genalis, 948 nucleotides. RefSeq names its product thymidylate kinase. Gene Ontology annotation, cellular component: mitochondrion; nucleus; cytoplasm. Gene Ontology annotation, biological process: dTTP biosynthetic process; dUDP biosynthetic process; dTDP biosynthetic process. Gene Ontology annotation, molecular function: ATP binding; nucleoside diphosphate kinase activity; dTMP kinase activity. The record is from RefSeq and is a predicted model, not a curated record. Lineage: Eukaryota; Metazoa; Arthropoda; Insecta; Hymenoptera; Halictidae.
AUGGCGCUAUCGUCGCUUUAAUGUACUCCAUGCCGAAGAUAACCUUAUUUUAAAUUAAGAAGUUUGACGAAAUCAGAGGUUGAUAAUCUCAUACAAGGUAGUUGAUAAUAUAUCAUAAUUAAUAACACCGAUAAAUAUGUCAAUACCACGUGGAGCAUUGAUUGUUUUUGAAGGCUGCGAUCGGGCUGGAAAAUCUACGCAGGUUAAAAUGUUAGUCGAUGCUCUAAGAAAACAUAACAUUCCUGUAGAACGCGAAUCAUUUCCUAAUCGAACAACUCCUAUCGGGUUAAUGAUAAACGACUUUUUAACGAAAAAACAGGAAUAUCCACCGGAAACGAUGCAUCUUCUAUUUUCUGCAAAUAGGUGGGAAUUGAAAGAUAAGAUUUUGAGAACUUUGAACAGUGGAACUACUCUCAUUAUUGAUAGGUAUGCUGCAUCAGGUGCAGCUUAUACUGCAGCUACAACAAAAAGAAAUUUAGCCUGGUGUAGAGAACCCGACAGAGGUUUGCCCGAUCCGGAUAUAGUAAUAUUUCUAGAUAUUUCGGACGGGACGCAACGUAAGCGUAGUAAUUGGGGAGAAGAGCGAUUUGAAAAUACCAAUCUUCAACAAUCCGUGGCAUCGAACUAUAAGAAAUUAGUAGGCAGCACAUGGAAUGUAAUCAAUGCUGACGAAGAGCCAUCACUGAUACAUACCGAAAUAUUAGAGAAAGUUUUAGAUACCAUACACAAGGCAAAGUAUUCGCCAAUAAAUGAAUUGUAUAACACAUAAUUGGGACUAUGCCAUUUUGUUUUGUUAUUAAGUCAUUACAGUAUUAUUAAUGUUAUUGCCAUGCACAUUUUAUCUAAGUGUUAAAAAACGGUUAAAAAAUAGUCUCGAUGUUAAUUCCUAUUUUAUUUUUUACGAUUUGUAAUAUUUUUCAAUAAAUCGAAUACGAAGGAAAAAGAUCA